Molecule: messenger RNA, 2993 nt
Organism: Triplophysa rosa
Lineage: Eukaryota; Metazoa; Chordata; Actinopteri; Cypriniformes; Nemacheilidae
Exons: 3
Coding region: 211-891 (226 amino acids)
Biological process (GO): immune response; positive regulation of activated T cell proliferation; positive regulation of cytotoxic T cell differentiation
Cellular component (GO): plasma membrane
Molecular function (GO): tumor necrosis factor receptor binding
Source: RefSeq, a predicted model, not a curated record
AAGCGGAAAGUCAGUCGGUUUUUCUUCAAACCCUCCCCGUCUCUCGCGCUCGUGGGCGGGAGGAGGAAACGUGGGAAACCCGCUAGUUCCUCCCUAUAGAAAAAGACUUAAAACCAUCUCCUCAUGACGUCUGCCGUCAGAUAGACGCGAACUCUCGUGGAUAUAAUCACCUCGCGCUGCCGCUGCUGGAUAACAACGCUGCUUCUGGAUAUGUCCGCGGUCUCAGAUGUCGAGAGUCAGUCCGCUGCGCGUCCCCGCGGCAGGUGUCUGGACACCUUUCUCAUCACGUCCGUGGUCGCGCUCUUCGUCAUGUUCCUCGCUGGACUCGGUGGCGCGCUGCUUUUCGCCAGAUACCUCGAGAGCGAGAUGGAAGCGCGCAUGACCCCAAAGAGCAACGGCCAAGUGGUCGCGCAGAUUGCGGACAAACUCUCUGAAAACUCCUAUAAGGGACAGAACUUUGCAUACCUGAGAGCCACCAACAGUGAACUGAAGAACGGCACUAUGAUGUGGGAACCUAUCGCGUAUGGAGAUGGUCAAUCCAUGGGCGCUCUGUACAACUAUGACAAACGACAGAGCGUUCUGAACGUGGCCGCCAGCGGAAGUUAUUUCCUCUACGUCCAGCUGAACUUCUCCUGCGUGCACGUCUGUCCACAGGCCCGCUUCACUGUCAAGUUUAAGGAUCAAAAUGCUAACACACGACUGACCUGCUCGGUGUCCCUGCCAAGCGGAACGCAACCGGUUAGCCAUACGUGUUGGAGUGUGGUCACCCUUUCAGAAAAGGAUAGUCGCCUGCUGGCUGGAACAGAGUUUACAGAGUUUUCCGAACCGUUCCACAACUGGAAACUGGAGCUGAAUGAUUCCGGAUUCGGGAUGUUUCGGGUUGACAGAUAAAAGCCAGAUGAGAUGUGAGGAACUGAGCUGAUUUUAGAGUUACCGUGCCCUCUCGACCUUCAUCCACACUCAUGCUAUCUCAGGACUCUAUUUUAACGCUCUGUCAAGCAGGUCUAUCUGUCCUCAAAGCUGUGAGGAAAUUUCAACAUGUUUUAAAUUUGCUAAAUGACCCUGAACCGGAUUGGCCAUCAUUCUAAACAUCCUCCGUCCGCUGUAUGUUUAUUUAAUACAUAUUUGGACUAACCGGAUGACACCUACAGCUACCAAUAAGACUGAAGACAUUAAAUAUGCGAUUAUUAUUAUGCAACAUUUAAAACCAAUUCCACAUGUAAACAUGAGACAAGUUUGCACAUUCUGCGUGGACCUGCUGACGACCAACCAAAUGGAUAAGCCAAGAUUCCUAAGCACUAUUUAUAACUGAAAUAUAUUUAUAUGUGUUCUACAUUUUAAAUAUUUGUAAUAUUUAUGCUCUGUUUUGUUUGUACUGUAUAUAUGGCUCAUAAAUGUGUUUAUGUUUACGUUUUACAUGUUAAAUAUUGUAGAUAUCACUACAUGUAACCCUGAUAGCACACAUACAUCUGGGAGACGUCUGCGAGACGUAUUUUUGUAUCGUUUGCUCAUCUGCAGUACGUCUAGGAGACGCCUGCUGUCCGACGUCGUAUAGGCGUCUAGAAGACGUCUGUAAGAUGUUUAUGAUGAAGAAUGUAUGUACAACUGCCUUUUCUAAGACGUUUAGCAGAUGUUUCACAGAUCGUCUCACAGGCGUACCUGUGCUAUGUGUGAAGCGGUAUGUUUAAGGUCAAACGUGAUGACGAUGAUCGAUUGACUCAUUCUUGUGUUCACAGACGACUGCGUUCACUGUAUGUCGAUGUUUAUUACACACAACACUUAGAAGCCAAGUGCGUUUUGUUCAGUCUGUGAUGUGACGACACACACACACACACACGUUGUGUUCUGCUGUUUGUUGUGAAGGGAAUGCUGACAAACUCAGGAACUCUACAGAUGAAUGUAACAAUGAUGACAGCACUGAAAUGCUUUAUUUAAUAAAACCCAAAAUAUUUGUCAAUGUACAUAUUUCCAGGCGUCUCUGAUGUGUUUCCGAGUAUACGACGUGAAAUCCUUUUUUUGAGCUGUGGAGAGCUUUUAUGACCAAUUUUGUGUUUGAUUCUUCUCCUAAAAUUGCAAAGGACACAACUUGAUCAACGGUUGCCGUGAGAUCUAUGUAAAGUUUCCCAGUAAAUGGAAAAGUUUGUUGAGAAAUGUUUAAGUCGGUAAUAACUAUCUUCCCUAUUUAUUGGAGAUCUUCUGAAGCCCUGUAGGAGACGCGUGUGUCAUGUUCUCAAAAGGAAACUCUCCAUUUGCUCUCCAUGUAUUCUCGUGUUGUUUCCGGUGAACGGGAUGUCAGCAGACUCUUCAGGAGGAAAGUUCAGCCAAUCGUCUGCGUCACUUACAGUCAGAGCUGCUGAUGUGGUUUCAGUCAUCACCACACGACGACACCUCGGCCCACGCUGAACAAACAAACAAACAAACACAAACCCUAACGAUGUUUGAGGACCUUAUCAGCAGCAUUUCAAAGUUGAAAUAAAAGUCCUAACAUUUGAGCUGUGACCAUGACCAUCAUGCCCUCUUCAACACAUGUGAAUCUUAAAGUUUUUUCUUUAUCUGACAUUAAUACCUCGGGCAAGUUGUGCAGAGCAUCUGGAAACAGCAUGAGUCAUUUCAACAUUUAGACCGUCUGCUAGUAAUUUAGCAGGAAUUUGUUAAGAUUUUCUGUACAGGCAGAAUCGAAAAUUGUUAAAUGUGUGAUUUUAGAGCGGCUGGCAGAAAUACUUUAUAUAGUGUUUGGUCAAACGGACAGUUCAGCUGAAAAUGUAUUCUCUCUCACGUGGUUGUAAAGCUGUAUGUGAGUAUUUCUUCGGUGGAAGAUGUUUGAGAAAUGUCUCAGUGGUUUUGUGUCCAUACAAUGGAAGUCAAUGGAGUUCAAUGUUGUUGUUUUUUCAAACUCCUUUUGUGUUCUGAAGAAGAAAGAUUUGGAAUUUGUUUUGGGGUGACCUGUCACUUAAAGAGCUCUGUACUGCAGUGCUUUCACUGAUAAAGAGACC